UUGGAUUAAAGCGAUUAAUUUAUUAGGCCUAAAUUUUAAUUCCUUCGAAAUUCAACAAGCGCAUAAAUCAUGGCAACGUCCGAUUCUUGGCCGAAACUGUUCACCUGGGUGGAUUAUUUUCUGUUUGCUUUGACUCUUGUCGUGUCUUCGCUAGUCGGAAUCUAUCACGCUUGGCGUGGCGCCAGCGGUUCGACCUCCGACUACCUGAUGGGUGGAAGAAAGAUGCCCAUCUUCCCCGUAGCCAUGUCUCUUGCCGCCAGUUCAUUUUCAGCUACGACACUACUCGGCGGACCUACAGACAUCUACACGAAUGGGACUAUGUAUCUGUGGUUCAUAUCUUCUGUUCUUCUUUGCACUCCGAUUGCGAGUUACAUCUAUUUACCUAUAUUUUACCGAUUGCAACUUGUUUCAGCAAAUCAGUACUUGGAGAUACGAUUCAAUCGUGUCAUUCGACGCAUUACUACGAUACUCUUUGUGGUGAAACAGUUGUUGUAUUUAUCGAUAGUGGCGUAUGGGCCUUCGCUGGCUCUUAGCCAAGUCACUGGAAUCAAUGCCUACGUAUCAGUUGGUAUUCUGUUCGGCGUUUGCACCUUCUACACAGCAAUCGGAGGAAUCAAAGCAGUUGUCUGGACAGACACAAUACAAAUUAUAUUGAUUUAUGGAUCAAUCAUCAUGCUACUAAUCAAAGGGGUGUCGGACGUUGGCGGUCUGGGAAUCGUUUGGGAGCGUAAUUAUAACUCUUCCCGCAUAGAACUCUUCAACAUUGAUACCGACCCUACAACUCCACAUACGGUUUGGUCGCUUGCCAUCGGUGGUUUAUUUUAUUGGUUGAGUUGGUAUGCAGUGGAUCAGACUGCCGUACAACGAUCACUCGCCAUGCCUUCACUACGCAGCGCCCAGAUAUCGAUGUGGAUUAACAUGGUCUUUGUGUGUGGGAUCAUUUUUCUCUGUGGAUGUGUCGGUUUAGUCAUGUACUCUAGAUAUUUUGAUUGCGAUCCUUUGACAUCCCAGGUGAUUAAUAAAGCAGACCAGAUAGUUCCUUUUUACGUUAUGGAUGUGCUUGGUGACUAUCCUGGUCUUCCCGGACUCUUUGUUGCAGGCAUCUUAAGCGGCGCUCUCAGCACAAUUUCAAGUGUCAUGAAUGCAGUGGCCCUUGUAGUUUAUGAAGAUUUCAUCCGGCCUUACUUUCCAAAUAUGCCGGAUCAAACCGCUACUCGUCUCGUUAAAGGAGUGUCUCUGCUAUUUAGCGGCCUCAGCUUCAGUAUGGUUUUCCUUGUUGCUCAAGUGAAGACCAUAUUAGACGCAACGGUGAGUUUUGAUGGAGCUGUGGCCGGAUCGAUCCUAGGCGUUUUCACUCUUGGUAUUUUCGUUCCGUUCGCCAAUCCUGCCGGGGCUGGAGUGGGCAUACUAACUGCCUUUGGAUUGAUGAUGUGGCUUCUACUGAGUACUCAGAUCGCCAAAUCCAGUGGGGUUGUUCAUAACAAUCAAAUGAAAUCUUUCAGCACCGAUAAUUGUCCUGCUUAUAAUGGGACUUUAAAUUCUUUUCAACUGAGCACAAACUUGCACAAUUUGACAAUUGCAAAUGAGCAAGAAGAAAUGCCCUUCAUUCUCUUGAGGAUUUCAUACUUAUGGUACACAGUGAUUGGAAUGCUGAUUGUCCUUACCCUUGGAACAUUUGUGAGUCUCGUAAGUCAAGCCAUUAACAUUAUUAGAAACAGUACACAACUCUCUACCGAGGAACUUAACGACGGUGUCGCUAAUAUUAAAAACAACUCGUCCACUGAGAUGGCUCAAGUGAACCAAGUCUUCGCCAUGAACGAAUUUUCUCAAUAGAUUCGAUUAGCGUCUUCAAUUUUAAA
Daphnia pulicaria is the source of this 1859-nucleotide messenger RNA. RefSeq names its product sodium-coupled monocarboxylate transporter 1-like. The coding region runs from base 70 to 1833 and encodes 587 amino acids. Lineage: Eukaryota; Metazoa; Arthropoda; Branchiopoda; Diplostraca; Daphniidae. The transcript has 15 exons. Gene Ontology annotation, molecular function: symporter activity. Gene Ontology annotation, cellular component: membrane. Gene Ontology annotation, biological process: sodium ion transport; transmembrane transport. The record is from RefSeq and is a predicted model, not a curated record.